Molecule: messenger RNA, 1227 nt
Organism: Paramecium tetraurelia
Lineage: Eukaryota; Ciliophora; Oligohymenophorea; Peniculida; Parameciidae
Exons: 5
Biological process (GO): P-body assembly; cytoplasmic stress granule assembly
Cellular component (GO): cytoplasmic stress granule; P-body
Molecular function (GO): RNA helicase activity; mRNA binding; ATP binding
Source: RefSeq, a predicted model, not a curated record
AUGCAACAAAGUGACUCAUAAUAGCCACAAACAACGCAAACUAUAGAUGAACAACCGAAACCGAAGGACACACGAUAUAAGACGAGUGAUGUCACCAAGACAAAAGGAGUAGAGUUUGAAGAGUUCGAUUUGAAAUAAGAAUUAAUGCAAGGUCUAGCAGCAUCAAAUUAUGAGAAGCCCUCUCCUAUUUAAGAAGAGUCUAUUCCAUUUGCUUUAGCAGGAUCAAAUAUUAUAGCAAGAGCUAAAAAUGGCACGGGCAAAACAGGAGCCUACAUAAUUCCAAUUCUAGAAAUGUUGGAGGUGGAAGGUCAGAUCUAGAGUCUGAUUUUGGUGCCUACUAGAGAAUUGGCUCUCCAAGUGUCAAGUCUAGUAAAGGAGAUUGGUAAGUACAUGAAAGUGGAAUGUAUGGUGUCAACAGGAGGCACUGAUUUUAAGGAGGAUAUCUAUAGAUUGAAACAAGUGGUUCAUGUAUUGGUUGGGACACCUGGUAGAAUUCUGGAUUUAGCCCAAAGGAAACUAGCUGAUUUGUCUAAAUUGAAGCAUUUUGUUUUGGAUGAGGCUGACAAACUCCUGUCAGUUGAUUUCCAACCACUUAUUGUUAAAAUACUUCAAUUUGCUCCUCCAGAAGUACAAAUCAUGAUGUUUUCUGCAACAUUCCCUGUUGAUGUUAAAGGUUUCAUUAAUGAACAUGUUCCUCAGAUCCAAGAAAUUAAUUUGAUGGAGGAAUUAACAUUGAAGGGUGUCACUUAAUACUAUCUAUUUAUUGAUGAGAAAUAGAAAGUCAAUUGUUUGAAUUUCAUUUUCAGCAAACUUGAAAUUAAUUAAGCAAUCAUAUUUUGCAACUCAGCAAGAAGAGUAGAAUUGUUGACUCAAAAAAUCACUGAAUUUGGGUAUUCGUGUUUCUAUAUUCAUGCAAAAAUGAAUUAGAAGGAUAGAAAUAAAGUAUUCCAUAGUUUUAGAAAAGCUGUAGGUAGAUGUCUCGUCUCUACAGAUCUCUUUACUAGAGGAAUUGAUAUUUAAUCUGUCAAUGUUGUCAUAAAUUUCGAUUUCCCCAGAACUGCUGAAACAUAUUUACAUCGUAUAGGCAGAUCAGGAAGAUUUGGUCAUUUAGGUUUGGCUGUUAACUUUAUAACUGAAACUGAUAAAGAUACUUUGGUAUAAAUAGAGUAAGAGCUAGACACUGAUAUUAAACCAUUUCCAAAAGAAGUUGAUAAGAGUUUAUAUUGA